Molecule: messenger RNA, 1152 nt
Organism: Fusarium venenatum
Lineage: Eukaryota; Fungi; Ascomycota; Sordariomycetes; Hypocreales; Nectriaceae
Product: enolase C-terminal domain-like protein
Biological process (GO): amino acid catabolic process; D-galactonate catabolic process
Molecular function (GO): galactonate dehydratase activity
Source: RefSeq, a predicted model, not a curated record
AUGGCUAAAAUCGCAUCUAUCGUAUACUACCGUGUGAAGCCGCGAUGGCUGAUGGUCAAGGUUGUUGAUGAGAAUGGCCAACACGGAUGGGGCGAGGCAACGCUUGAAGGUCACGAUCUUGCUGUGGAAGGUUGCCUUGAUGAGAUGAUACCUCGAAUCAUUGGCCAGGAAGCAAAUGACAUCGAGAAUAUUUGGCAGACAUUCUGGCGCCAUGGUUUUUACCGUGGAGGGCCUGUCUUCAUGUCAGCCAUGUCAGGAAUUGAUAUUGCCUUGUGGGAUCUCAAAGGUCGCAAUCUGAAAGUCCCGAUUUACGAGCUUCUAGGUGGCAAGGUGAGGAACAAGGUGCAAGUGUACUGUUGGAUCGGAGGAGACCGGCCUUCAGACGUUGAAGCAGCUGCCAAAAAGCGUUUAGAACAAGGUCUGACAUGCGUAAAAAUGAACGCGACCGAAGACCUUGGAUGGAUUGACUCCCCAUCGGCCCUUGACAGCACUGUCGAACGAUUGAAGCAAGUAAAAGCACUCGGUCUUGAUGUCGGUCUGGACUUCCACGGACGCUGUCACAAAGCCAUGGCCAAGCAGCUUGCGAGAGCGCUCGAACCUCACAGACCAUUAUUCAUCGAAGAACCGAUUCUUUGUGAGCAUCCUGAGGCGAUCAAAAAGUUGUCAGACCAGACCGUUAUUCCUAUCGCAUUUGGCGAAAGGUUGUAUACCCGUUGGGACGUAAAGCGUUUCUUGGAAGACUCAAGUGUGGACAUUUUACAACCCGACAUUGCACAUGCAGGUGGUAUCUCAGAAACGAAGCGCAUAGCCAAUAUGGCGGAAGCAUACGAUGUUGCCAUCGCGCCGCAUUGUCCUCUUGGACCAGUCGCGUUCGCAGCUUCAGUCCAAGUUGCAUUGUCGACGCCCAACUUUGCUAUCCUCGAGAUGAGUUUGGGAAUGCACUACAACACUGAGGCAGGCGAUAUUGAUUUGCUUACCUACUUAAAGAACCCGAGCGUAUUUGACCUCGACAGUGGACAUAUCAGGGCGCCUACUGGCUAUGGACUUGGUAUUGAGAUUGAUGAGAAAAUGGUGAUACGAAUUGCAAAGGAGACUGAGCCUUGGCAGUGCAAGACGUUCCAUGGACCAGAUGGCGGAAUUCGUGAAUGGUAA